AUGUCGAGUAGAUCGCAAGGGCUUGAACUCGUCGCGACCAUCAAAGCGAGUCAGAUUGCCUCGAGCCUCGAGCUCCUCGAAGUGACCUGCAAAACCAUCUCCACGCGGCUUCUGGUACAAUCGGCGCUACGACGCUAUUAUGCCGGGAAUAUAUCCGAGGCCAACUGGGCGACGUCCAUCACCGACGUGCAAUCGGCACUCGGCAGUCGGGGAUACCUCAGCACAUACCAGGCGAUUCUCUACUCGAAGAACGGACAAGGCGGUCGCGAACGAUUAUUGAACGUUACCAGUGAUUCGGUACCGGAGAUCACACUUCCUUACACCUACCCGAAUGGUAGCUCCGUGAAGUUGGGGGAUGAAGGACUUGGAUACCCCUCCGUCCUCUAUCCGAAUUUAACAUACACACAAUCCUCCGAAAAGGGCAACGCUACCACGGUGAAUGCCUUUUCCGAUUACACCCUAGGGUUAGCGUCUGCAUUGCUGCUGGGUCCCAUAGCAAUCAACAGCUCCUUUUCCCUUCUGUCCCUGACCCUGCCCAUCGUCAAUAAUACAUCGAAUACCGAUAUCCUGGGGUUCAUGACGGUUGUCGCCAGUGCGGCCAACGUGCAAAGCGUUGUCAGCUCUCGCGACGGGCUGGCCAACACCGGGCAAGUCCUGCUACUCGGCCCUUCUAGACCCGAUAACCGCUUCUCCACGGAGUCUGCAACAGCCACUUCGUCCCCGGAUCGACCAGCGCUUACCGACGCCCAAGUUCACUACAUCUUUGAGCCCACGCCCCUGCCGUCCCAAGACAGCCGCCACCGGGGCGUCUCCACCGGUACCUCCUUCGAGCUUUCCAAGUACCCCAUGGCACUGAAGUUGAUGACCGAAUCCGAGGAAAAUGAGAAUAGAUCCGUCAGCAAGCUCUCUACCAAAAACGAACAAGGAUACAAUGUCGCCGUGGGCGCGGUUCGGCCCAAAACUUCCCUGGUCGAAUGGAUUCUUCUGGUGGAGGAAACGCACUCCGAAGCCUUCUCGCCGGUGGUCCGCCUACGGAAGAUCAUUCUAGCCUGUGUAUUCGGGACGGCGGGUUUCAUUAUCCUAGUUGUUCCUCUGCUAGCACACUGGGCCGUCGCCCCUAUUCGCAGGAUGCGGGAGGCCGCGCGAAAAUCCAUCGAACCAGAGGUGCCGCCAACCCCGUCUGCAGGCUACGUUGAACAUAUAACCGAUGGACAUGGAGACACGGUACAGGCCAUCGAGGAACAUAUGGAUGAGAAGGGCGCGCCUGUGUCGUGGGUCAAACGCCUGCGACGGCCAUUGGAGCGAUUCAACAGCUCUCACAGCUUUGGCGAUCGUAGGGAUCCUCGGUCCUCCUUCCACAUUCCUUCGAGGGUAAAAGAGCGGAGAUCCUGCGUGACGGAUGAACUCACAGAGCUGACUAGCACUUUCAACGAAAUGUCGGACGAACUGGCCAUCCAAUACAAUCGACUGGAAGAGCGCGUGGUGGAGCGGACAAAGGAGCUCCAGAAGGCCAAAUUGGCGGCAGAAGCGGCCAACGAGAGCAAGACCUUGUUCAUCGCUAAUAUUUCGCACGAGCUCAAGACGCCGCUCAAUGGAAUUUUGGGCAUGUGCGCGGUGUGCAUGGGAGAGGAGGAUCUGCAUCGGAUUAAGAAGUCGCUCCAGGUUGUCUACAAAUCGGGUGAUCUUCUCCUGCAUCUGCUAAAUGACUUGUUGACUUUCAGCAGGAAUCAGAUUGAGCAGGCUAUUCAUCUUGAGGAGAAAGAAUUUAGACUCUCUGACAUCCGUUCUCAGCUGUCAAUCAUAUUCCAAAACCAGGUGCAUGAGAAGCAUAUCGAUUUCAGUGUCAACUACGUUGGUAUCGGUAAUAGUCAACCUCGGGGUACGAUGUGCCAGGAACGAGGAGUUGAACGGACACACCCGGCUGUUGGUCCACCGCAGACGGGCAGGCUCAAGGAUAUGGUGCUCUGGGGCGACCAGCAUCGCAUCCUGCAGGUCCUGAUCAACUUGGUUGGCAAUAGUCUCAAAUUCAUACCUGAGAAUGGCAAGGUCGAGGUCCGCAUCCGGUGUGUGGAGGAAGUUCCGGACGCCGAAAGCUCCGUGACACUGGUCCAGGGCUCCCAGCCGAGCUCGCAAGCACGUUCACGGACUCCCUCACGGUUGACCGCAACGCCGGUGGACGGUACUAACCUUCUAGACAGCCAGCUGGAGAAACAGACGCCGGUACCGUCCGACUUGCGGACACUCAUAUUCCAGUUUGAGGUCGAGGAUAACGGACCAGGGAUCCCAGCCAACAUGCAGAGACGUGUGUUUGACCCCUUCGUGCAGGGUGACCUGGGACUCAACAGGAAAUACGGAGGAACCGGUCUUGGGUUGAGUAUCUGUGCUCAGCUAUCUCGACUUAUGGGAGGCGUUAUUCUACUGGAUAGUGAAGAAGGGAACGGGGCUCUAUUUACCCUGAAGAUACCGUUGAAAUUUGUCAAGGAGGCAGCAGCUAGCACACGAAGUUCCAGCAUUGCCGGCUCAAGGACACCGAGUGUCGUGUCGCUUUCACUGGAAGAGUUUUCCAAUAUUGCUCAGACACCAUCAAACCACAGCUCUGUGGGUAACAAGGAAACACUCACCAAUGGCUUCGAAAAGCCCGAUGUCCAACCACGUCUGGUUGGGCUCAGUCAGCCCUUCUUCGCUCCUACUGUUCCAUCAGCCCCUUCUUCCCCAUCUAAGGGUCAAGAGUCGAACCAAAGCUCAUCGGAUAAUGGUUCGAAGAAGAUCCGUGUGUUAAUGGCCGAAGAUAACAAGAUCAAUCAGGAAGUAGCCCUUCGGUAUGUCCAAAAUGCUUAUAAAAAUACCCUAUCAUCUGCUGACCUUGACAGGAUGCUUGCCCUUGAGGAAGUCUACGAUGUAACGGUAGUCAAGGAUGGACAAGAGGCAUACGAUACUGUCAAGGCUAACAUGGAAGAGGGUAAAGUAUUCGACCUCAUCUUCAUGGACAUUCAGGUAAAGCACCUUCUACACCACAUGCCCAUCCUCGAUGGACUCCAGAGCACGCGACUCAUCCGCGAGAUGGGAUACUCUGCGCCUAUUGUUGCCCUAAGUGCCUUUUCGGAGGAUAGCAAUAUCAAAGACUGCAUGGAUUCCGGAAUGGACAUGUUCAUUAGUAAACCUAUCCGACGGCCUAUCUUGAAACAGGUGCUUAACAAGUUUGCGACCAUUCCAGAAGAAUCCGACGGGAGUUCUUCGUAA
Aspergillus oryzae RIB40 is the source of this 3240-nucleotide messenger RNA. It is a transcript of the gene tcsB, whose product is annotated as putative sensor histidine kinase/response regulator TcsB/Sln1. NCBI's taxonomy places the organism in Eukaryota, Fungi, Ascomycota, Eurotiomycetes, Eurotiales, Aspergillaceae. The coding region runs from base 1 to 3240 and encodes 1079 amino acids. The record is from RefSeq and is a predicted model, not a curated record. The transcript has 5 exons. Gene Ontology annotation, molecular function: phosphorelay sensor kinase activity. Gene Ontology annotation, biological process: phosphorelay signal transduction system; phosphorylation.